This is a messenger RNA of Sphenostylis stenocarpa, 1602 nucleotides long. Lineage: Eukaryota; Viridiplantae; Streptophyta; Magnoliopsida; Fabales; Fabaceae. The record is from the annotation of a GenBank genome assembly.
AUGAAAUGUGUCGGCAAUAGUGGGGAUUGGCGUGGGCGUGAAGGGGAAGAAGUAAUAAGAUUGGCUUGUGCUCUUCUUUUGGUGACACUGCUAAGCUCAGAGGUAGCUGAGAGCAGAAAAUCCAAAACUGUUAGCACUUCCUUUGAGUACAAAGCUAUAAAUUGCAGGGCUUAUAGUGCUUCAUUGACGGAUUUUGGUGGUGUUGGAGAUGGAAAGAUAUCAAAUACAAAGGCCUUUAAGUCUGCAAUCAGUCAUCUGAGUCAAUAUGCUUCUAAAGGGGGGGCUCAGCUCUAUGUUCCUGCAGGAAAAUGGCUGACUGGGAGUUUUAGUCUUUUGAGUCAUUUCACUCUCUAUCUGAACAAAGAUGCCGUUCUCCUUGCAUCUCAGAUAAUGUUAACUGAUUUUCUGACUAAGCCACAAUUUCUUUGUAUGUCCUCAAGUUGGCUUCAUCUGCCCUUUCUUGCACCUUUCCUUUUGGCAGCAUUUGGGGAGAAUUAUUUCCCAAGUCUGAUAAAAAAACAAAAGAAACAAAAAGUCAAGGAAGUGAUUAGGUGCAUGGGAAAAGAAAUUCUGAAAGUGGACUUCAUUGAUGGAAAAUUAGAUAUUAGUGAGUGGCCUGUGAUAGAACCACUCCCAUCGUACGGUAGAGGAAGAGAUGCUGCAGCAGGAAGGUACACCAGCCUCAUAUUUGGAACAAACCUCACUGAUGUUAUUGUCACAGGUGACAAUGGCACCAUAGAUGGCCAGGGAGCAUUUUGGUGGCAGAAAUUUCACAAGAAAAAGUUGAAGUACACUCGCCCCUACUUGAUUGAAUUAAUGUUCUCCGACAACAUUCAAAUUUCGAAUUUGACCCUCCUAAAUUCUCCAUCAUGGAAUGUUCAUCCUGUUUAUAGUAGCAAUAUUAUUAUUAAAGGCCUCACCAUUAUCGCUCCUGUCCCAUCUCCAAACACUGACGGCAUCAACCCAGAUUCUUGCACAAAUACCAGAAUUGAAGACUGCUACAUAGUUUCUGGGGAUGACUGUGUAGCAGUGAAAAGUGGGUGGGAUGAGUAUGGCAUAAAGUUUGGAUGGCCCACAAAACAACUAGUGAUCAGACGGCUGACAUGCAUUUCCCCAGAAAGUGCAGCCAUUGCCUUGGGAAGUGAGAUGUCAGGUGGAAUCCAGGAUGUCAGAGCUGAGGACAUCACAGCCAUCCAUACAGAAUCUGGGGUCAGAAUCAAGACUGCAGUAGGGAGAGGAGGGUAUGUGAAGGACAUAUAUGUCAAGGGAAUGACCUUGCACACCAUGAAAUGGGUGUUUUGGAUGACUGAUGUGGUGGCUGACAAUGUGACCAUGGCUGCUAGGUUGGAAGGAAUCUCCAAUGACCCUUUUACUGGAAUCUGCAUUUCCAAUGUGACCAUUAAGAUGGCAGCCAAGGCCAAAAAACAGCCAUGGACAUGUACUGACAUUGAAGGGAUCACAAGUGGGGUGACUCCUAAGCCAUGCAAUUCUUUAACUGAUCAAGGGAAGGAGAACAUCAAAGCAUGUGAUUUCCCCACAGAGAAUCUACCAAUUGAUUCGCUGAAGCUUAAGAAGUGUACUUACGGAAUUAAACAUGAAUGA